Messenger RNA from Asparagus officinalis (garden asparagus), 2375 nucleotides. Its product is annotated as beta-galactosidase 8. The transcript has 19 exons. Lineage: Eukaryota; Viridiplantae; Streptophyta; Magnoliopsida; Asparagales; Asparagaceae. Gene Ontology annotation, biological process: carbohydrate metabolic process. Bases 1 to 1953 code for a protein of 650 amino acids. Gene Ontology annotation, cellular component: vacuole. The record is from RefSeq and is a predicted model, not a curated record. Gene Ontology annotation, molecular function: beta-galactosidase activity.
AUGAAUAUAGAUUCUUCAAUUUGUAGUCCUCAAUUGCCAUCUAUUUCUUCAAUUGAUCAUGAAGUUGAUACACUUGGUGCAGGAAUAGAAAGCGGCCGCCAGUUUCAGAUCAUCGGCGGUGAUCUCCAUUACUUCCGCAUUCAUCCCCAGUAUUGGGAAGAUAGACUUUUAAGAGCGAAGGCAUUGGGAUUGAAUACUAUUCAAACUUAUGUGCCUUGGAAUUUACAUGAGCCGCUGCCUCAAAAAUGGGUUUUUGAGGGUAUGGCAGACAUGGAAGCAUUCCUCAAGCUUGCACAUAAACUGGGGUUUCUUGUCAUGCUUCGUCCGGGGCCAUACAUAUGUGGAGAAUGGGAUUUGGGAGGUUUUCCAUCUUGGCUACUUUCUGUUGAACCAGCCAUCAGGCUGCGGUCAUCAGAUCCUUCAUUCCUUCAAUUGGUCGAAAGAUGGUGGGGGAUUUUACUUCCCAAAGUAGCUCCAUUACUCUAUGAAAAUGGAGGUCCCGUAGUUAUGGUUCAGGUCGAAAAUGAGUUUGGAUCAUAUGGAGAUGACAAGGCAUAUCUUCAUCAGCUUGUGGCUUUGGCUAGAAAACAUCUUGGGGAUGAAAUAAUAUUGUAUACCACAGAUGGCGGCACUAAAGAUACACUUGACAAGGGUACCAUUCCUGGUGAAGGCGUAUAUGCAGCUGUUGAUUUUUCAACUGGUGAAGAUCCCUGGCCUAUAUUUGAGUUGCAGAAGAAGUAUAAUGCACCUGGAAAAUCACCUCCUCUAUCAGCAGAAUUUUAUACAGGAUGGCUUACACAUUGGGGAGAAAAGAAUGCAGAGACUAAUGCUGAUACUACAGCUGCUGCCCUACAGAAGAUCCUGUCUAGAAAUGGUUCUGCAGUGCUCUAUAUGGCUCAUGGUGGAACUAAUUUUGGAUUUUCCAGUGGUGCAAAUACUGGUGAUGAUGAUUCUGAUUACAAACCUGACCUUACUUCGUAUGAUUAUGAUGCACCAAUUAGAGAGUUCGGCGGUGUGGACAAUCCAAAAUUUAAAGCGUUGAGACGUGUGAUUGAGAAAUACAGUGAUGCAACUCUUCCUCAGAUUCCUUCCGAAAAUGAUAGAACAGACUAUGGGCUCGUUGAAGUCAAAAAAACUACUUCGUUGUUUGGUGUCCUUGAUGUUUUAUGUGAUCCUGUGGAUGUGGUUCAAUCUGAAGAGCCCAUGACAAUGGAGUCAAUUGGCCAGAUGUUUGGGUUUUUGUUAUAUGUAUCAGAGUAUAGUGGAAUAUCCACGGGUAGCAUUCUCUCUAUCCCAAAGGUUCAUGAUAGAGCACAAGUAUUUGUCUCAUGUGCAUCAGAAGACGGAGAAAGUCCAAGAUAUGUAGGUAGCAUAGAGAGAUGGUCAAACAGGGCACUUGUGAUUCCUAACAUCAAGUGUUCGUCGAAUAUCAGCUUACAUAUUCUGGUGGAAAACAUGGGUCAUAUCAAUUAUGGGCAAUACAUGUAUGAUAAGAAGGGAAUACUGUCUUCUGUUACAGUAGAUGGUAUUAUUCUCAGACUGUGGAAGAUGUAUCCAAUUACUGUUAACAAUUUGAACAAUCUUUUUAAAGACAACCCAAUCAUGCAAGUUGCAGAUUCUGGGAAUGAUGAGAGAUCUACCCACCAUAUUUUAAAAGAUAACAUUUCACCAGAGCCAAGAUUUUAUGAAGGCCGCCUUUUUAUUGAUUCAGAAGACCAAAUUAAAGAUACAUUCAUAUCAUUUCACGGUUGGAAUAAAGGGGUUGCUUUUGUGAACAACUUCAAUAUCGGAAGAUUUUGGCCGACAGUCGGGCCCCAGUGCAAUCUUUAUGUUCCUGCACCAAUCCUUCGACUUGGGGAAAAUGUCGUGGUUAUUCUAGAGCUACAUGCUCCUAAGCCAGACCUCACAAUCAGUUUUGUCAAGGAUCCAGAUUUCACGUGUGGAUCCUCGUAGUGUAGAGAAUACAAUAAGGGGUGUUCUGUGUAAGCGGAAAGAAAAUAAGUGAAUCCCAAAAUUGAGCCGCAGUAAUUACUCAUCCACUGGGAAAAGCUGUGAAGGUCAGUACCUGGCAAGAAAUAGUGGUCGAUAAUUGCUUAAAUUACACAUCCACUGCAAAAGAUUGGAAUAUUGCGGCCCCAAAAGUUGCAUUAUUACUGUUUAGAGUUGAUAGUGAGAAUGAGCUUCCGUAGUUUAGUUCAGCAAUUCUUGCUAAUAAUUCGGCUCAUUACAACCUUUGGCAUAUGUUACUUUCAAGUUUACACUGUUUAUACCUGGAAGAAGAUUGAACGUAUGAUUCAUCCACUGUAGAGCCUUGCUAUUUUAUGAUUUGCUCUUGUUUCGUCAAUAUAAGCGUUAUCAUUCUACGUUGAACUUUA